CUGAAAAUUUCUUUUCAAUAUGGCUUCCGGCGACACUGCACUAUGGCUUCACAAUAAAUUAGGAUCUACGGACGAUCUCUGGUCAGGCAAGACAAUAUGUUCCCAACUAAGUCAGAACAAGUUACAGAGUAUCCAUGCUUGUUUUCACACCUUACAGCCGCAUGUGAAGGUCAAACUCAUGCUGUCGUUUCUGCACAUCCCAAGGCGAAACGUAGAACAGUGGAAAGGUGACCUUGAGGAUAUUCUGGCAUUAGCAACACAUGACACAGAUCAGUGGGUGUCGACCAUCGCGGAAAUCCUCCAGACUUACCCCAGUACAGGAUGUCUAAAUUUAGAACUUGAUAACAGUAACUCCACCUUCAUGGAAAUUCUUACAGACCUCAGUAAAGUGGUGAAGAAGUGUGCGGGAGUGAGGAUGCUACCCAUGGAAUGCCAGUUCCUGAAUAAGACGGCACUAGUAGCCACCACUGGACCCCUCCCCCAGCCCGUCAAACACUUCGCCCUGAAACGGAAACCCAAGUCAGCCAUCCUCAGAGCCGAACUUUUACAGAAAUCCUCGGAAGUGGCCAACAAUAAAAAAAACAAUGCUCCUAACAGUGUUCCCUACAAAGUCCGCAGCUUUGCCAAAAAGAUGGACGACACCACCCCCUUGAAGGGCCUCCCUGGGAGAACCCCGCCCUCAGCCGGAUUCCGAUCCCCAGGAACUGUGCCAGGGCGGACUAACUCACUGCAGGGAAACCCCCUAGCAGGACACAGACAGAACUCUCUAAAAAAGGAGGGAGGAAUAAAGCUUUUGGAGCUGGAAGCUCUACCCCUGGGUCCAAAGGAAGCAAAAAGAAGGAAGAAAAUACAAGAAAUGGAAGAGAUAGAACAAAGGAAGAAAGAGAAGGAAGCAGCUGCAGCAGCAGGGACCAACACAACCACUGCUUCUUAUACUCCAGACUAUGCUGCAGGUCUAGUGUCUCCUGCCCCCUCUAAGCUGUCCACCUCCACUACCACGUUACCGGGCGUGACGACGGUCUCCCUGUCCACCCCGACCCCCACUGUUACCUACGUCCCUCCUGCUGCUUCACGCCUCACAGCUCCAACACCCCCCACUUCUUUUGUUUCCCCUGUCACAGCUACUCAGCAACAGGCCAGAGAUAAUCUCCAACAACAGUUAGAGCAACAGCUCGGCCAAUCACAGAUCAGGACACAAACGUCAAUACAAACCAACCAACCACAGACAGCCUUACAAACAAAUGUUCAGCAAUUACCCAAUCAGAACUCUCAUCCACAGUCCCAGCCCACAGCAGCUGCAGCUCCACAGCAGAAGAAAGGGCUCUCUCUCACAAAAGAACAGAUGUUGGAGGCACAGGAAAUGUUCCGGACGUCAAACAAAGUCACUCGACCGGAAAAAGCCCUCAUCCUCGGCUUUAUGGCGGGAUCUAGAGACAAUCCGUGCCCCCAGCAGGGUAAUGUGUUAAGUAUCCGACUGAGUGAAAACAAAGAGAUUAUCCAGCAGACAGACGGCUCAUCCAAAGCCAUGCUGGCGGACAUGUUCUUCCAGAUGAACUACGAGACGGGGGAGUGGAAGAGGAUCAAAAAAUAUCGCGAGUGUCCCGAAACCUGAAACAGAGCAGGGUUAUUAUUAAAUGGAAGCAGUAUCAGAUGAGGGCAGAUGGAGAACUCAGAUCCUGGAACUCCCCCAAUCCUUGACGAAUCCGCCGCCAGAUCUCACAUUCUUAUUGCUUGUCAGGCCCGUCAUCUGCCGUAAAGAUGGUGUCUCGGACAGCCUUCAUGUUCACUGAUUGUCAUAAGAAACCGCUGUGUAAUAGUAACUUUGACAAUGAGAGGCUUACAGGACCUCAAUGCUCACCUGAGUUUAAAAAAACAAACAAUAGUUCUCACUACCCCUAAAGCUUACAGUUGUGAGAGGAAUAGAAUUUGAACAAAUCUACGGUUUAUUUAUUCUAAAGAUUAUAUUUAAUUAUUAUCAGGUCCUAGACUGGUCUCCUGAAUGAUGAUAAGAAACACAUACAGACACUGGUACAUGUACUAACAUAAAUUUGAUUUGAAAAAAUUUAUUUUUUAACAGUUUUUAGCUCACCUGAGCCG
Molecule: messenger RNA, 2097 nt
Organism: Saccostrea cuccullata (small rock oyster)
Lineage: Eukaryota; Metazoa; Mollusca; Bivalvia; Ostreida; Ostreidae
Product: negative elongation factor A-like
Exons: 12
Coding region: 20-1612 (530 amino acids)
Biological process (GO): negative regulation of transcription elongation by RNA polymerase II
Cellular component (GO): NELF complex
Source: RefSeq, a predicted model, not a curated record